Messenger RNA from Epinephelus moara (kelp grouper), 3512 nucleotides. It is a transcript of the gene mmp14b, whose product is annotated as matrix metallopeptidase 14b (membrane-inserted). The record is from RefSeq and is a predicted model, not a curated record. The coding region runs from base 519 to 2393 and encodes 624 amino acids. Gene Ontology annotation, biological process: zymogen activation; skeletal system development; collagen catabolic process. The transcript is spliced from 10 exons. NCBI's taxonomy places the organism in Eukaryota, Metazoa, Chordata, Actinopteri, Perciformes, Serranidae. Gene Ontology annotation, cellular component: extracellular matrix. Gene Ontology annotation, molecular function: metalloendopeptidase activity; zinc ion binding.
AAGGUCUCCAGGGAGUAUCAAACUACCACGUCUGCAGCGGGGAGAGAGGGGAAGAGGAGAGGGGAUCAAAAUAAGCCGACUGGAGGACAGAGAAGAGAGGACAGCGAAGAGCCAGGACUGCUUCAUGAAAACAAAGUCGGCUGCAACAUCUGGAGCAAAGCGCAAGCUGACUUUGGACAUAAAAUACGCACAGCCUGCAGCUCCAAAGCCCCCCUCCAGACUUCCUGCUUCCAGUAACGUCUGAUAAUCUGGUUAAAAUUCACCAAAACGCGAGAAGAAUGCACAGGCUGGACAAAUACCUCUCGUGGUUUAGGUAACUCAAGUAGGCUAAUAAGUUGCAGAGGCGCAUAUCUUUUGGAAACUUUUUUUUUGUGCUUUGCGCCAAGUCGACCUUGGUUGCACCGUUUUCGUUUAUGGGAUUUCGCAAACAAUGUUCUGACAUAUAGCAAAGUUAAGAUUGCGCAAAGUGUCACGGGAAGACCUGUCCAUUUUUGUAUUGUUUUCGGGAGAGUCAAGUGAUGGCACCAGAGCUCAAAUCGCUUGUCCGACUGCUGCUGCUGGCGGUGGUGUGGGAGCUGAGCGCCCAGGGAGCGACGGAGCGACAAGUCAAUCCAGAGUCAUGGCUGCAGCAGUACGGUUACCUGCCACCAGGGGACCUGAGGACCCACGCCCUCCGCUCCCCUCACUCCAUCUCCUCAGCCAUCAGCGCCAUGCAGAGGUUCUAUGGCCUCACUGUCACCGGCACCUUUGACACCAACACCGUCGAGGCAAUGAAGCGACCGCGCUGUGGCGUGCCAGACAAGUUUGGUGCCGAGCUGAAGAGCAACCUGAGGAGGAAGCGAUACGCCAUCCAGGGCCUGAAGUGGAACAAGAACGACAUCACUUUCUCUAUACAGAACUAUACCCCUAAGGUCGGUGAGUAUGAAACCCAUGAGGCCAUCAGGAAGGCCUUUAAAGUGUGGGAGAGCGUCACCCCACUUCGUUUCCGGGAAAUCCCCUACAACUACAUACGGGAUAAGGUGGAAGAAUUCGCAGACAUUAUGCUCUUCUUCGCUGAGGGUUUCCACGGCGACAGCAGCCCAUUUGAUGGCGAGGGGGGCUUCCUGGCACAUGCCUAUUUCCCUGGCAAUGGCAUUGGUGGGGACACCCACUUUGAUGCAGCUGAGCCAUGGACUAUUGGGAACAAGGAUCUGUUAGGUAAUGAUAUAUUCCUGGUUGCGGUCCAUGAACUGGGCCAUGCUCUGGGUCUGGAGCACUCCAAUGACCCCUCAGCCAUCAUGGCUCCUUUCUACCAGUGGAUGGACACCGAGACCUUCCAACUUCCUGAUGAUGAUCGCAGAGGCAUACAGCAACUUUAUGGAUCUGGAUCAGGCCCUCAGCCUCCGCCUGUAACACCCCGUACGCCAAACCACAAUCCUGAGCCCACAUACUCACCAGACAAGCCUCGCUUUGGCCCUAACAUCUGUGAUGGACACUUUGACACCAUCGCUAUUCUCAGAGGAGAAAUGUUUGUGUUCAAGGAUAAAUGGUUCUGGAGGGUACGUAACAACCAUGUUCUGGAUGGAUAUCCCAUGCCGAUUGGUCACUUUUGGAGGGGAUUGCCUACUCAUGUCACUGCCGCUUUUGAAAGGGAAGAUGGGAAAUUUGCUUUCUUUAAAGGGGACAGGUAUUGGGUGUUCACUGAAUCAAUUCUGGAUCCUGGUUUCCCCAGGACUCUAAAGGAAAUGGGCACUGGGCUUCCCAAAGAUCGCAUAGAUGCUGCUCUCUACUACACUCCCACUGGACAGACAUUUUACUUCAGAGCAAACAAAUAUUACCGCUUCAACGAAGACUCACGUACUGUUGAUGAUGGCUAUCCAAAAGCUAUUAGUGUGUGGCAAGGAGUGCCUGACAACAUCAAGGCAGCCUUUAUGAGCAAAGAUCAAGCAUACACCUACUUCUACAAAGCCAACAAGUACUGGAAGUUCAACAACCAGAUGAUGCGUGUGGAGCCAGGAUACCCCAAAUCGGCCCUUCGUGACUGGAUGGGCUGUCCCAACGAAGACCCCAAGACGGACGGAGGAAGAGGCGGAGGCGGACACGACAAGGACAAGGAGAGGGAGAAGGAAAAGGAGCGGGAGGAUAAGGACAGAACUAGAGAUAGAGAGAGGGAAAGAGAGAGGGAGAGGGAGAGGGAGACAGAGACAGAGAAGGAAGAGGAUACGGAGGUGAUCAUUAUUGAAGUGGAUGAGCAGGAAGGGGUAGGGGGUGGCAGUGGAGCAGCGGCAGUGGUGGUGCCACUGUUCUUGUUAGUGUGUGUGAUUGCAACGCUGGCUGCCUUGGUGUUUUUCCGUCGGUACGGUACCCCACGCCGACUCCUCUACUGCCAACGAUCUUUACUUGACAAGGUGUAGACGGAGGAGAAGGGGCGGGAGAGAGGAGGGAAAGACAAGGAGAGAAAGAGAAAAAAAAGUGGAAGGAAAUGUUGAACAGGGCAGAAGAGAUAAAACUGGAGAAAGAGCAGAAGGAAAAGCACCAGACUUGCAUUUUAAAAUAUUCGUACCACUGCCAGAUUCCUUUUGCUCUAUCUCUCAACCACUCCAUCCUUCCAUUUUUUUUCUCUCCCUUCUGUCUCUGCCUCUCUCCUCGUGGUUACUGACGCCAGCUCUUUGCUGUUUGUUUUAGCCUUUUUCAAUGUCUUAUUUUUAGUUUUUGUCAGUGGUCAGUGUUUGUGUCCUUGUGAAUUUCCGCUUUGAACCUGCAUCUCCACGACGCCCAUUCUAGCAUGUUCCUUCGAGUAAGCAAAGAGCGUGUCUGAUCGUUCGUUCCUCCCCCUUGUUAACUUGCACACACUCACAUUAGUACACACAUUUGGAAACCACAGUGGCGUAGUCAUUGUGUUUCUUAAUCUUCCAAAGAGAAACAUGUCAGAGCCAGUAUGGGCCAUAAAAGGCAAACAAAACAUUAGCUUAAGUCCCUAUGAAGCAUGAGAUACUCUCAUAUCAGAGUAAAGCAAUAAAUAUGACUGUGUCUUUUCCUUUUUUUAUAUCAAUGUCUUUAGUGCUGAUUAUUAUUAUAAAUGAUGUUGUCAUUAUUAUUAUGACUAUUACUAUUAUUGUUGUUGUCCUCUGUGUAAAGAAUGUGUUUUUGUACAUUGUCAUUAAAAAGUCCUGCUGGACAGUGACAUACAGUUUUGAAAGUGGCCUUAAUUUUAUAUGUGUGGGGACAGUGAAUGGGGAUGGGGGUUAUGUAUUCUUGAAACUUGAUUGUUUUUUUUUUUUAAUCUUGAAUCCAUCUCAAAUGAAAAUAAAUUGAAGAACUGAAAAUGACUCCUUUUUGUCAUUGUACUUGUUUACAGUUUUCAAAUCAUGGUGCUACAUUACUAGUGAAGGGUUAAAAAUAGUUAAACGACAAUGAUAAUGAUACUAGUGAUACUGAUUCUGAUAAUGAUCUAGUUUUCUCGAUGAGACUGUGUUUGUGUUCUUACUUAUAUUUCAAAGCUUUUCUUACAAAAUAAAGUAAUUUCAAAAGGC